CAGGCAUCGUGAAGGGCGCAUGCGCAAUAGUUCUGGGAGGGGCCACAGCCUGAAGAUCCGGAUCCAAAGCUCGGAUUGCAGGGAGCUGCUGAAUCUCCUGGAAGGACAGACGGACCUGAUCAUCCUGACCCGGGCCAGAGGCACAGGUCCCAUGGGGAGUGAACCUGUCACCUCUAGUACCAUGGCUUGUCUAAGAGAUCUAGCUUGAUGAUGCCAACUUGAACCUGGGUUCCAAGCAUGGAGUUCCUGUCAGCCCCCCAGCACCCACCAGGGGCCCCAGCUAUGGACUUGGAGGAUCCCAAAAGCCCCGAGCUGCCCUCUGAUGACCAGCCCUCUAGCACCCAGUGGGCCUCGGGGUCCGGAGAGCCUGUCACGCCGAACGAAAUGGAGCUGGACGCAUCCGGUGUGCAAGAACUGGUCCAGCAACUGGAAGCUCUGCCCAGUGACCUGGGUGGCCCGUUCCCAGAAGGAGAGCCCUGUCCCCUGCACAUUGCCACUGGCCAAGGCCUGACCGCCCAGGAGAGUGUGGAUGCUGGUUGGCUCUUGUCUGCUGAGGCGGGCGGGGGUGACUUUCUGGGUCUGCUGAGGUUCGAGUCAUCUUCGCCUGCCCAGCCAGGGCCUGCAGAUCCUCCACAGACUGCACCCCGCUUGUUGCAGCCACCUGAGGACCCAGAUGGGGACCGGGGAUUGCCAGGGUGGAUGGAGGGGAGGUCGACAGAGCCAACAGAAAGCAGGAGUUCCAGCAGCUCCCCCGAGCCCUGGCUGGAGACAGUACCACUGGUGACCCAGCAGGAGCUACCUGCGAUUGCCCAGAGCCCUGAGACCCUGGCCUCAUGCCCUGCCAUCUCUGAGGUUCCAGGUCCCUGUGGACAAGAGGAGCUGGUGGACGGUGUCAUUUUCGCGGCAAAAUACCUGGGUUCCACCCAGUUGCUGUCAGAGCGCAGCCCACCACCCAGCAUCCGCAUGGGUCAGGCGCAGGAGGCCAUGGACCGUGUCAAGGCCCCCGAAGGUGAGACUCAGCCCAUGGUGGAGGUGGACAUCUUUAUCUCCACCAAGAGGGUCAAGGUGCUAGCCGCUGACUCCCAGGAUGCCUUGAUGGACCACGCCCUGCAGACCGUCUCCUAUAUUGCGGACAUUGGGCAUGUGCUGGUCGUGAUGGCCCGGAGACGGCUGGCCAGGAGGACCAUGCCCCAGGAUCGCAAGCGGCGUCUCUACAAGAUGCUAUGCCAUGUCUUCCACUCAGAGGAUGCCCAGCUCGUUGCACAGGCCAUCGGCCAGGCCUUCAGCAUCGCCUACAGCCAGUUCCUGCAGGAGAACGGGAUCGACCCCACCCAAGUGGGCACGCAGCCGUCGGCCACCAGCCACCCGCACAACGGUGACCUGGACCACUUCUGCAACAGCCAGAACUGCAAGGAGGUCUGCAUCCAGAAGUGCCCUGGUGAGGGCCUGGGUGUCGCCCUAGUUGAGUCCGGCUGGGGCUCACUGCUGCCCACCGCCGUCAUCGCCAACCUGCUCCACGGAGGCCCUGCCGAGCGCUCCGGAGCCCUCAGCAUUGGGGACCGUGUUACUGCUAUCAACGGGACAAGCCUGGUGGGGCUGUCCCUCGAUGCCUGCCAGGCUGCUGUGCGUGAGGUGCGGCGACACUCAUCAGUGACACUGAGUAUCAUCCACUGCCCGCCCGUCACUACAGCCAUCAUCCGCCGGCCCCACGUGCACGAGCAAUUGGGCUUCUGUGUCGAGGACGGCAUCAUCUGCAGUCUGCUGCGCGGGGGUGCGGCUGAGCGCGGGGGUGUCCGCGUGGGACACCGCAUCAUCGAGGUCAACGGGCAGAGUGUGGUGGCCAUGCCCCAUGCGCGCAUCAUCCAGCUGCUCACAGAGGCACGAGAGAUUCACAUCAAGACCAUGCCAGCUGCCACCUACCGGCUGCUCACUGGGCAGGAACAGCCGGUAUACCUGUGACCGCCCCACCUGUGUGCCUUUGUCCCUGCUACCAGGACUGUCACCCCACAGCCCACAGGGACCCCAGAAUCCUCAGCCUUGUAUUAUUUUCUAAUGUUAAAAAAAAAAAUAAAGGUUUAUUAAAUGGUCAAA
Messenger RNA from Phodopus roborovskii (desert hamster), 2091 nucleotides. RefSeq names its product amyloid beta precursor protein binding family A member 3 (gene Apba3). Bases 238 to 1959 code for a protein of 573 amino acids. Gene Ontology annotation, molecular function: amyloid-beta binding; protein binding. The record is from RefSeq and is a predicted model, not a curated record. Lineage: Eukaryota; Metazoa; Chordata; Mammalia; Rodentia; Cricetidae. Gene Ontology annotation, biological process: chemical synaptic transmission. The transcript has 11 exons. Gene Ontology annotation, cellular component: dendritic spine; cytoplasm; plasma membrane.